ACGGUCUUGGAAUCCACAAACAUCUAUCCGGGCAGAAAUCUUACUUGCGAAUUCAACAAGAGUUGGAAGAAAAGUUGGGACGUCCUGUCUCGCUUGGAGAGGUGUUUGUCGCAACACAUACAAAGGCAGAUGGAAGUUUUUAUUCAGAAGGCCAAACAAGUUGUGGAGACAUAUGAGAAGAACAUAGAGGAGGUAAUGUCUCAAAUGGAGUCUGAUGUUACAGACCACUCCUCGCCAGAUUCUCCUCAUGCAACCCUCCUCCCCAUUCAAGAAAAAGAUGACAUUUUCUUAAAGUGUACUGUAACGAAUGCCAAGGGAACCCCCUUUGGACUUGGAAGUCUCUCGGAGAUAAUCACCAAAGGGAAAAGAAAGGCUACUUAUCCAAGCUCUAGUCCAGAUUCGCUGUUAGAGAUUCAAGAACAACUCCAGGUUGCUCGUCGUAAGCUCGCUGAUCAAGAUGAAGAAAAUGCUCGACGUGCCAGAGAAGAUGCUAGACGUGAUGAGGAGCAACGUGACGCUCAAAACCGCAUUGCAACCUUGGAGAUGCUCGUAUCCUACUUGAAGACUAGUGAUCCGGGGGUUGCAGAAUUCUUGUCUACUCAACCACCAGCCAAUGCGCCAUUAACCACAGCAGCACCAGCAACCAACAUCACUCCAGCCACUGCGACCAAUGUCAACCAACCUGCAACAACCACUUCAGGAGCUAGUUCACCAUCUACUUCACCUGCGACUGCACCAACCACUUCACCUUUGUCAGUAUCAUCCUCUCAUGCUUAACAAACUAAUUCUAUCUCUUUUAAGCCUCUAUAACUAUUUUUUGGAUUGUGUAGUAGUGUUUCUAGAUCCUUAGCCUAAAACUAUUUUCUGUAUAUGAUCGUUGAAUGAUUUGUAUGUUUUUUGUUAAGAUCAUUCAAAUCAGGAUUUUAAUUUAAAUUCAGGUUUUUUUUUUCAAAAUUUAUUGUAUACUGUCCCAAAUUACUAGGUAUAUUUUCACUGAUUUGCGACCAUUUAUAAUUUAAAUAAACACAAACAAAGUACCAAAUUUGUUGUGUAUAUGUCAAGAUUUUGGGACUAAAAAAACUUAGUCUUCAGUCCGUCACAAACAAUUCUGACUCCUUUGCGACUAUCUUGUGACUAAACAGCGACUAUUUUAGGACCAAAAUUCAGAUUUUUAAAGUUUACUGUGGUAUUAAGUCAGUCUUCCAAACGUAGCUAAUUUGUGACUACCAUGUCGUCUGAAAGAAGUCGUCUAUUACGACUGCCAAAGCGAGUCACUAUACUGUCGUUAAUUACGACGGUAUAUUCCGGUCUGUCCGUAGUCGCCAAUUACGACUGCGCCAGUGAGUCACUAUAGAGUCGUUCAUUACGACGGUACGUUUCGGUCUGUCCGUAGUCGCUAAUUAACGACCAUAACCCUUGUCUCCAAUGCGUCGCAAAUAAGGGACUGGUUUGCGACCAAAACAAUUUGCGACC
Molecule: messenger RNA, 1473 nt
Organism: Camelina sativa (false flax)
Lineage: Eukaryota; Viridiplantae; Streptophyta; Magnoliopsida; Brassicales; Brassicaceae
Source: RefSeq, a predicted model, not a curated record